AUGCGCCGAAAUCUAAGAGAAAGAUUAUGGUGGCCACGUAUGGACGAUGAUGUUCAGAAGAAAGUUAAGCUUUGUCUUGGUUGUACCGUUGUAAGUCGACAAAAUCCCCCUGAGCCAAUGAUCCGGAGUGAGAUGCCGGAACGUGCUUGGCAGGACAUUGCGAUAGAUUUUUUUACGGCUAAGGAGUAUGCAACUUUUCUAGUGGUUGUAGAUUACUUUAGUCGGUUCCUUAAAGUAAUCGAAAUGAAGGGGACAUCAGCUUCAAAAACUAUAGAUGCACUGGAAACCAUUUUCAACGAACAUGCCUAUCCAGAGAGCAUUCGGUGUGACAAUGGUCCACCAUUCUCAAGUGAUCAAUUUUCGGAAUAUUGUUUAAAGAAAAACGUCCGAUUGAUUAAAUGUAUCCCGUACUGGCCGCAGAUGAAUGGGCUUGUAGAGCGGCAGAACCAGGGAAUCCUGAAGACUCUCCGGAUAGCCAAAGCCACAAAGAGUGACUGGAAGAAAGCCAUUAAGGAAUACGUGUAUAUGCACAAUACUACACCUAAUUCGGUAACAGGUAAAGCCCCUCUGGAGCUCAUGACAGGUCGUCCGGUGAAAGACAUGCUUCCAUCUUUGCGAACGGAAAGGUUAAGUAAUAAAAACGAAGAAAUAAGCGACAGGGAUGCCAUAUUGAAGAUGAAAGGCAAACUGUAUGCCGAUGCCCGCAGACAAGCACGACCAUCUGAUAUUAAAAAAGAAACCUGA
Molecule: messenger RNA, 744 nt
Organism: Uranotaenia lowii
Lineage: Eukaryota; Metazoa; Arthropoda; Insecta; Diptera; Culicidae
Exons: 2
Coding region: 1-744 (247 amino acids)
Biological process (GO): DNA integration
Molecular function (GO): nucleic acid binding
Source: RefSeq, a predicted model, not a curated record